This is a messenger RNA of Serpula lacrymans var. lacrymans S7.9, 255 nucleotides long. RefSeq lists its product as uncharacterized. NCBI's taxonomy places the organism in Eukaryota, Fungi, Basidiomycota, Agaricomycetes, Boletales, Serpulaceae. The record is from RefSeq and is a predicted model, not a curated record. Bases 1 to 255 code for a protein of 84 amino acids. The transcript is spliced from 2 exons.
AUGACAGGAAAGAUGGUACUUUCACCGAUAGCAACAGGCGCCGAGGCUAUCGGAUCCAAAGAUGUAGAUGUUUUAUACGUAUGCCCUGUAUCAGUGAUCGCUGGGGAUAAAGGGAUCAUGGAGAGCGUUCGGAAAUACCCAAGGACAGGCGCGGAAGGGUGCGAGGAUAGGAUCAGCGCGACGAAAAAGCCCUUAGGAUUACCGUUGUCGUCCGAACGUGCGACUUGGGAGAAAGAUGGACGGGCAAACGGCUGA